GCGGCCAUAUUGAAUUUCAUAUUGACAGUUGUUACAGAGAUUUUUGUAGCCAGAACACAAAAGUGUGAACGGUUUUAGUUGGGUAGUAAUAGGAUUCAGGACAUCGGUCGCAAAAUUGUAAUGGUUUCGUUUCAACCAAGACAUGGACGAAGAUGAACGACAGAGGAAAAUAGAAGCCGGACGAGCAAAGAAAUCCACCAACAACCAGCGCAUUCAUUCGUUUGCUAGCCACCGACAAAAAAGGGCGAAAAGCAACGGUCAAGUCGCGCAGAAAACGACGCAGAAGAGGAAGGGCCCGUCUCCAGCGCCGCAUGUCAGCCCAGCGCAAGGUUGCCCACUAGAGGCGCUCCCCCGGGCAGACGGUGACUCCGCGGAGCCGGAGCACAGGAGUAACCAUGAGGAACCACAAAGCGUUGUGGAGACACACCAGAGCCUCAUUUCAGAGGUACUGUGUAGCCCGGAACACUUGGAGCCAUCUCAUGCCCGUGAUGGAAACCAUAUCCUGGGGGGGCAGGCUGUUGGAGAGCCGCCUGAGGGCAUGGAGGUAGUGGGAGAGGAGGAUUUACUGGUUCUCACUGGAAAAGAACCACUCAAGCAGUUACAGGCUGCAGUAGAGAAGCGUAAUGAGAUCAUCAGCAGACUGAGCUGCAACCUGCAGGAGGCGCUGGAGAGCCGAGACCAGGUACAGCAAGAGGCCCUCUCCUUGACUGGUCAGAUAGAGGCCCUACAGUUACAGCUACAGCAGACUUCUCAUUUCUUUCGCACCAGGACUAAGGGGGGCUCUGUACUCUCCCCAGGCCUGCAGCAGGCCUCCCAGCCUGACCCCGGCCCCAAUGACCUCCUCCAUCUCUCCAACCACCUGGAGGUCUCAGUUAGUGAAUCCGGGAACCACAUAGACACACUCAGAACGGGAUAUGAACACAUUGGUGUGGAGUGUGAGAGCCCAGAACAACAUAUUGACUCUGACAUGGAUGAACUUAUCUCCAUAUUGAAGAGAGAGCUGCUGGAGGAGAGGGAGAAAAACCUUCUCUUGCUUUCCCAACUGGAAGAGGAGAAAAAAGGUUGGGAGGAGGAGAGGAGAGAGAUUCUCCAGUACAAAGAAGAGAAGGAGGCCCUGAAUAGGGAUUUGCAAGAUCUGAGGAGGAGACUGGAGGAGGAGGAGAGGGAGCGAAGGAAGGAGAGGGAUGAGGAGAAAGAAAUUAGGGAAAGACAGGAGGAGGAGAAGAGGAGACUUGGAGAGGAGGUUCAGAGAGUCAAACUGCUUUUGGAGGAGAGCGCGAGAACAAGAGAGGAGGAGUUGGGACUUAAGUCUUCCAAAGACAAAGUCAGUCAGGGGAGUGCUUGCGAGGAGGAAGACCUAGGUGACAGCAGGGUUGAGAAGUGCCUUCUAGACAUGUCCAUCACCGAUAAUGGCGACCCGCUGUUAGAGCGCUACCUGUCCUCUGCCCUCCCCUCACACACACAGCCGCCCUGGGCCAGUGAAUGUCUGGAGGAACGCAGCUUUACGGAAGACGGCAGGCUGCUGGACAACUCUGCCAACUACAGGUUUGAGCUGAACAGUGACAUCAGCUGUGGUGACCAAUCCCAGCUGUCGUUCUUGCAGGAAGAACAAACUCAUGUUCCCUCUCCACAGUACGCUGCACCAACCCUCUGGGUGGACCCUGAGAACCAAACUUGCCCCUCUCUCCAGCUCCAGUGGCAGGACAACACCCUCUCUGUCUCAGGAGCGGCCAGCGAGUGUGGCUCAGAGAGACUCAGUGAGUCAUCAGAGAGACAGGCGGAGGAGGUGUCAGACCUGGGCAAGGAGCUGCUCAUCCAGCAGUGUGGAGACCUCAGGGAGGAGCUGGCUCUGAGGGAGAAGGAGAAGGAGGUGCUUGUGGAGGAGGUAAAGAGAAGUGCCGAAGAGCUGGAGGAUGCCCGAGCUAGGUGGUCUCAAGUCUCAGAGGAGCUGCAGGAGGCACACUGGGAGCUUGAGGAGGAGCGGGAAAAGCGAAGAAGAGCGGAGGAGGUGGUCAGUCUGAAGACUCAUGAGGAAGACAACCUAAAGAACAAACUCAGUACCUUACUGGAGGAGAGGGAGAAAGAGAUGGAGAGACUCAUCCCCUCCCCUCUCUUGGAGGAGGGAGGUACCCUCGUCCCAAGCCUAGAUGAAGAGAUAAAGCAGCUGAAAGAGGAGAAAUCUCUCCUCCUCUCUCGUUUAAAAGAGCAGGAAGAGCUGCUCUCCUCUUUCCGGACAGUGAAAAAGAACGACACAGAGAAAGACCUGGAACUCAAGGAGAUUGACGACGAGGAGAAGUGUGUUCUCCUCUCCAGGUUGAGGCAGCAGGAGCAGCUGGUGUCAUCUCUGCAGGAGGUGAAACAGGCAGGAGACUCUGUCUCCUCUGAAGUCCACGCCCUCUUUGGACGGCAGUUACAGUCACUACAGGCGCAUCGUGACCAGCUCCUAAACCUCCUUGAAGACACCAAAGCCAGGCACAAGACCACCACUGCCCUCCUUGGUCAGAAGACGCUGGAAUUAGACACUGCUUUGAAAGAGAUGGGCAGAGUCCAGAAGGAGGUGAAGACCGCGAGACAGGAAGCGGAAGAGAAUGAGAGGAGGAUGGAGAAGAUGGCGAGGGAGAAAAUGGAGGUAGAGUCUGAGCUCCUGUGCCUUAGACAAAACCUGUGUAAUCUGGAAGAGUCACAUGCCCAGGGAGUGAGGGAAAGGGAGGAGGGCAGGAUGAGAGAGGAUGAGAUGGACAAAACAAUGCGAAAGAUGGAGGAUCUUAUAGGGGAGGAGCUGGAGGAGUUCCAGAGACAACUCAUAGCCAAGGAGGAAGAGAUGGAGGAGGAGCGAGAGAAGUGGGAGGUGGAGAGGCAGGAGAAGGAUGAGGAGGUGCAGGGGGUAAGACGUCUCUUGGAAGAGCAGCGGAGGGAAAGGGAGGAGGAAGUGAAGGCUCUCCUGGAACAGCAGGUGCGGGCUGUGGAGGAGGCCAAAGAGAGUAUGAGGAGGUGUCACAGUGAGGAGGUACUGGACCUGCAGGAGAAACACCAGGAGGAGAUGUCAGAGCUCAGCAGACGUCUGGAGAGAGAGCUGUAUGAGCAGAGAACUGCUAUGGAGGAGGAGCAGAAGAAACAAAUCAGCCUCAUCAAACAGGUGAAUGAGAGAGAGUACCAGAGGAUGGUGUCAGAGCUGAUGUCACAGCAGAGGGAGGAGCUUAGCCGUUUGAAGGCAGAGCUAUCGGGGGAACAGACAGAGAGUAUGGAAGCAGCCCACCAAGCAGAACUACUGCAGACACAGAGCCAACAGUCCCUGGAGCUGGAGGCCCUGCGCCUGAGCCUGACCAACCUCCACACGGCCCAGCUGGAGCUCACCCAGGCCAACCUGCAGCGGGAACGGGAGGCCUCUCUAAGCGAGCUACAGGCCUCGCUCAGGGAGAAGUGGGCCCAGGAGAAGGCCGUGCUGCAGGCCCGGCAGCAGUUCGAAGUGGAGAGGCUGACCGUGGAGGGCGAGGAGAGGAGCCGGCGAGAACAGCAGGAGCACCAAAGGAACAUGGAUUCUCUAAGGCAGGAAUGUGAGAGUCGUGCCUCUCAGGAGAGAGCGGUCUUGGAGGAGAGACAUGCUGCAGAAAUUGAGACCCUGAGGUCCCAGUGGCAGCAGGAGUCGGAGGAGAAACAUUUGGAGCUUAAAACCCGGCUAUCAGAGGCCCAGGCAUUGGUAUCUUCUACCCAGGAAGCCCUUACCCAAGCCGGAGCGGAUCUGUCCCAUGCCAGGGCUAGCCUGGAGGAGCUCCAGGUCUCCGGCCAGAAGGAGAUCCAGAGGCUGGAGGAGGAGCUGAGCCAGGCUUGGGCCGACAGGGAUGCUGCCGCCCGUGCUGUGGAGGAUCUGGUGACCAGCCACCGGGUGGUGCUGCAGGAGAGAGAGGAACACAUCAGGCAUCUACAACAAGAGUUGGGUUGUCUACAGGGGGAGCAGGUGACUCUCAGACAGGCUUGUGACCAGGAGGUCUCUCAGCUCUGGGCUCAGCUAGAUAACAUGAGGACCAGUCGCCAGGAACUGGGAGAGUUAAAGGAACAGCUGCUGGCUCGUUCGACGCGAGUUAACGACAUUGAGCGUCUGAAGGCGGAGUUUAACCAGCAAAGGCGGGAGAUCAAGGAGCAGAACGAGGUUGAGCUGGAGAACCUUAGGAGGUACUUUGAGCAGCGUCUGAGAGUUACUGAGGAGAGCUACCGGGAAGAAAUAGCCUUGCUGCAGCUGAGACUGGUGGAGGGAGCCCUGGAGGACUCUGUACUACAGACCCAGGAUGCUAGUUUCUUAUCUGAAGGGAGAGGGGAGGAGGAGAGGAACAAUGUGCUGGCUGAGAUCACAGCCAAACUGGAGAAACAUAAGGAGGAGUUUGACUGUCUGCGUGUCCAGUUGGAGGAGAGACACACUCAGGAGCUGUCUCGCCUCCGCUCGUCCUUGUCCCUGUCCCACAGGGAGGAGCUGCUACAGGUGCGUUCGGACCUGACUGAUCGCUACUACUCAGACCUGCAGGAGCUAAAGACACGACACGCGGUUGAGACGGAGCAGCUGCGGGCCAAGCUGUCAGACAGCCAUGUCAGAGAGCUGACCAGGGUGCGUCUGGAGGCUGCCAGGCAGGUGGAGGUUGAGGUGGAGCAGAGGGUGUGGGGUCUCUCUGAGGAGCUGCAGACCAGGAUGACCGUGAUCCAGAACCUGGAGACACAGCUGGCGGACCUCGCAGACACACACGCUCUGGAGCUACACUCACACACUCUAAAGCUGAAGCAGAGCUUUGCCGAGGAGCUGGCUAAGACACUAGCAGAGGAACUGAAGGAGGAGAGGGAGCGACUGAUGAAGGACAUGACCCUGAUGAGAGAGGAGGAGGUGCAGAGGCUCAGACAAGACCUCCAAGAGCAGGAAGGUGCACACGUUUCUGCCUUGAGAGCGGAGAUGGAGAAAAGGAUGGAGGAUGAGAGGAGAGCGCUGGAGAAAAGGAUGGAGGAUGAGAGGAGAGCGCUGGAGAAAAGGAUGGAGGAUGAGAGGAGAGCGCUGGAGAAAGGAAUGGAGGAGGCAAGAGAGGCUCUCAGGAGUCUACAGGCCUCACUUGACAACGACCAGAACCCCCAUGCCGUGGCCGUGAGACAGAAACUGGAGGCCCAGUACGAGGCUGAGCUGACCAGAGCAAAGUCUUCCAUGGCUGCUGAGGUCAAAGAGGUGACCGCUCUGCUCCAGGAGCAGGGCGACAACAGGCUUCGCCAAGCCCAGGAUAGGUUCCAGGAGGAGAGGGAGGAGUUGGAACAGCGUCUGGCCCAACAGGGGGAGGUUCCUCUGGGGCAACUGAGGGAGGAACACACUGCUUCUAUUGAGCUUCUGAGAACCACUCUUAUGACCAACCACACGCAUGAAAUGGAAACCCUCCAAACAAAUCACAAAGCAGAACUGGACUCCUUGUUGGCCUGUCACAAGGCCGAGCUUGAUGCCAUGGCAAUGGAGCUCGCAAUUAAACACAAGGAGGAGCUUGUAGUUUUAGAAACCAGCCUGGAGUCGAAGCGCAAGGCAGAACUUGAUCGUCUGGAAGCUGUCUUACAGGAAACCAGUCAGGCUCAGCUAGAGGCACAGGAGGCGGAGUUAGAACACCGUCAUAGGGAAGAGAGAGAUGAGCUGGAGGUGAGAAUGCUGGGUAAUAUGGACACGCUGGAGGCCACAUACCUAAGAGAGAUACAGGCUCUGCGUGAUGAGAAGGCUGCGCUGGAGGUGGAGCACAGACAGGAAAUGGAGCGUGAAAGAUCAAGGCUUGAGCAGGAGAGGUUGGAGCAGCAGUCCGUUCGGGAGGAGCUGAAGAGGGAGCUGGCUCAGCUGCACAUGGAGAAGUUCAGUGCCAUGGCAACAGAACUCAGCCAUGUCCAGCAGAAUGAGCUGUCUGUUCAGAAAGAGGCCUUACAAGCUGAACACCACAGGGCCCUUGAAGCCCUGCAGAACAAGGUCUUGGAGUUGGAGCAGCAGCACAGCAAUGCCCUUGCAAAGCUCUCACACACAUAUGACUCCGAAACGCAGCAACUCAACACACAGUACCAGCAACAGCUUCAGGAACUGAAGAGUACAUCUACCAGGGAGCUACAGGCAUGUCGCCGGGAGCUUGAAGAGGAGUCGUCACGGCAACGUCUGCACUUCCUGGAAGAGGUGGAGCUUCUGAAGGCCCAAGCAGAGGAGACUUUUCAGCAGAAGACCAGCCAGUUGAAGGCGGAGUUUGAGCAGCAGAAGGAGGCGGAGCUUAAAGAACAGAGGCAGGCGUUCACUACUGAGCAAGAGCACAAGGAACAAAGCUACGUGGACAAGAUGAGCCAGCUCACCACGCAGCUUCUGCAGCUGGACUCAGUGGUGUCACAGCUGCGAGACGAAGUGGGCAGUCUACAGGGGGAGUUGGAGGGCAAGAGGUCCGAGAUGGAGACCCUGGAUACGCUGCUCCAGCGGCGAGAACGAGAGAGUCAGGAGGGAGGUAACCUGGUUCACAUGCUCACUGAAGACCUUCACGCUGCCCAGGAGGAGAGGCAUUCUCUCCAUUCUGCCAAUGAGAGGCUGAGGAAGAUUCUUGUUGAGGUGGUUUUGAGCACUAUGGCGAUGGAAGAGCUGAUUGGCCGCCGGGUCAAAGCUUCUGUUGGAGUCCGAUGUGAGGGUGAUAGGCCAGGAGAGGAAACAACCAAUCAGGAGACAGGAGUCACUAUAGCAGACUUGUCGUCAGGCGACCUGGAUCUGUCUCAGCGUGUGUGUGAGAGCCUUCUGUUGGCCGAGUCACAGACGCACUCUGGGGUAGAGGACGCCGCCCUGGGAGCCUGCAGCAGACUACGCCACUCCGUGGACACGCUCCUGGAGCUGCUCACACACGCUAAGACACAGUUAGAAGAGUCUUGUUCUGUCCACCUGUCUCUGGAGGAGAAGUUUUCCCAGGGCCGCUCAGACUCCUCCCAGAUGCUGCUGCAACACCAGCUCCUAUUGGACCAACUGGACCAGGAGGCAGGGUUAAAGAGCAAGCUCCAGCUGGAGCUCCACAAGGCUGAGGGGUUGUUGGACGGCUAUGUGGCAGAGAAGGCAGCCCUGGAAGAGUGUCUACAGCAGAAAGAGGCUCAGGAAGAGAGACUCGUCGAGGAGCUAGAGGGCCUCCGCGCGCAGCUGCACCAGAUGGAGGGCCUCCGCGCGCAGCUAGAGAAUCUUAAGGUGCAGCUGCUGGAGCUCAGGGAGGAGAACACUCUCCUCCUCCGGCAGAAGGAACAUCUCACUGCUGGAUUGGGAGAGACCGAAAAGGGCCUCCUGGCUGAGGCAGAGCGUCUGGCCGAGGAGAGGCUGAGUGUGCAGCUGCAGGCAGAUAAGGACCGCAGCUCCCUGUCGCAGCGCCUCAGGGCUCUGGAGACUGAGCUAGAGGAACAGGAGAGCCAGGGCCUCACGGCGGAGCAGCGGCACAGAGCUCUCUCAGAGGACCUCCAGCAGCGCGUCCAGGCCCUCGAGAAACAGCUGAAACACAACAGGCAGUUUAUAGACGAACAGGCAGUGGAGCGGGAGCAUGAAAGAGAUGAGUUUCAGCAGGAGAUCAGACGGCUGGAGGCUCAGCUCAAACAGCCAAGCCGACACCUGACUGGGGACAACCAGGGCCAGAGGAUUGAGGACUUGGUCUUGCAGGUGGAGAGCCUUCAAGCCCUAAUCAGGGACAAGACAGAAGACCAUGCCUCCCUCCUGGCAACCAAUCAGCAGGCCCAGUUCGAAGUUGCAGAGCGCAAUGAGGAGAUUGACAAGCUGGCUGGGCGAAUCAGGGAGUUAGAGCAGGCGUUGCUGUGCAGUUCGGAGAGCAGCAGAGCUGUCACUCAACUGGAGCAGGAACUUGGCAGAGCUCGACAAAGAGAAAAGGAACUCAUACAGGAUAAGGAAUCGUUGCAGCAGCAGCAGCUGUCUAACCGUCUCCAGAUCUCCGCGCUGCAGUCUAAACUGGACGAGACGCGCCACCGCUACCAAGACAACAAUAAUCCCGAUGCCCCCGACCCCGUCCAGCACCUCCGAGACACGCUGGACACGGCACAGGAGCACCUGCGGGACAAGGAGCAACAGGUUUCUUUGUUGGUUGGUCAGUUGGAGGAGACUCAGAGAGACCUGACCAUAAAAGAGGCCGAGCUGAAACACCUGACUCUACAGUUGGAGCUCCUGACCAAUCAACACGCGACCACCGUCACCGAGCUGAAGGACCGAGUUGCUGCACUUCAGGAGACUGUUUCUACCCUCACCUAUCGCCUUGAGGAGAGAGCAAUGGAAGGAGAGAGGGAUGAAGAGAAGAGAGAGGAGAGUCUUCCGUCUGCGUUGUUAGAGGAGAAGAACGCUGAAAUAGACCACCUGACCCAGGAGAUACACAGGCUUGAACAGGAGCUGCAGACAACUAGGGACAGCAGGGAAGCUGAGACGGAAAUUGAAGACCUGCGCUCCCAGGUAGAGCAUCUGCGCAGUGACAUCAUCAGGGUGCGUCAGGACAAGCAGGAAGAGGAGGAGCGGCUUCACGAGGUCAUCAGCACGCUGCAGGCGGAGCUAAACACCCUUGGUCCUGUGUACAAUGAGGUCAGCGACCUAUCACAAGAAGGCGACAGUGUUAACCCUUCACCUGCUCCCAGCCCCGAACCUGCGCACCACCUCGAGUACCCCCAACGAGAGAGAGGAGGAAAGGGUGACAGUCUUAAGCAGGAGAUGCGUCUCCUCCGCUCCUCCUCUUCUCGUUCUCUCCAUUCUCGUGUGGAGGUCCUGCAGGGGCAGCUGGAGAUGGUGAUGGGAGAGAAGGAGGCGAUGGAGAGACUGCUGCUCUCUCAGGAGGAAGAGUACAGAGGACACGAGGAGGAGAUUGGGAGGAGGCUGAGGGAGGAGCGGGAGAGGGCAGAUGAGGUAAAAAGAGGACUUACUCUGAGACAGGCAGAGCUUGAGGAGGUUGUAGCCCAAAAAGAAGAGUUGGAAGCGAGGAACGCUGCUAUGGAAGAGGAGCGGGGGCGCAGCCAGGCUCUUGCCCAGGAGACGAGCUCCCUGCAAAGGGAGAAAGAUCGUCUUGAAGUCCUGGUCCGGGAGCUAACAUCAAGGGAAGAAGAGAGGGAGAAAGACACAGACGCCCUUCGACAGACAGUCGCGGCCCUCGAGACGGCGAAGGAGGAACUUUCUUCAGAGCGUGAGGCCCUGCGGAAAAGGGAGCGACAUCUCCAGGAGGAAAUAGAACGCCUACAGCGGGAAGUGGCGUCUGAGAAGGCCCGGCUCCAUGAACUUAGCAGUCAGCUGGAGGAGAGGGGAGCCAAUCAGGAGGAGGCUCAGAAGGAAGUGCUGACUUGUGCUGAAGAGACUCUGGCCAAGGCUGACGCUGCCCUAAGACAGAGGGAGGAGGAGCUAAGGAAACUAGGGGCGGAACAUCAGGUGCUUAGGGCGGAGUUAGCAGCUGUGAAGGAGGGUCUUUGCUCCAGCACAGAGAGAGCUGAGAAACUACUGGAGGAGGGACAGACCAAAGACCGGGCCCUGGCUGACCUGGAGACCAAUAACCAGCAUUUAAAGGCUGAGCUCAGGGGCCUACAGGAAGACCUGGCCGUACAGGAAGAGGAGCUGGCCUAUCAGCAACAAGAACUACGGCACCUCAGGCAGACCUGCAACCCGCACAUCAGACAUACGCAGUCACUCAAGGAUGUCUCUCCCAGUGGAUUCCAGGACAGUGUGUCUCGCAAUGCUUCCCUGAGUUCCCCCGAGGUUCUCCGUCGACUUGAAUGUUCAGAGGAGAGAACUAGGGACGACAGAUUCAACCCCUCAUUUCUACACGGUUCCAGACUGUCCGACCUCACCGCUUUAAACAACACAGGCCUGGAGCUCCAGGUGAAUGCCUCCCUUAAUGGAAGGCAAGACCAGCCUGGUCUAGGGACCAUCAGCCCAGAGCUGGGCACGAACAGUACCCGCUCCCCUGUCUCUAUCUCGGCCUCGGACAAUCUAUCCAUGCUGGAUUCAAUGGACGCUGACAAGGUUUGUGAACUGGAAGCCCUGGACCUGACUGCCCCUCCCUCUUCUCUUGGCUCCGCCUCCUCUCUGUCUGCUCCGGAGUGGGCCAGUGACGGAUACGGAAGCAAUGUCAGUUCGGAGCUAGGGGUGAGACUCAAGGUAGAGUUGGAGCAGACGGAGAGACUGGACGCUCAGUUCUUAGAGUACCUGCGCUGUCGGGGCAUGAACCCUGCAGCCAACACACACACCGACAGCGCCGCCGGCAGUAUGAACCACAGUGACGAGAUGCUGUCUCCUGAACUACAGGGUCUGUUGCGGAGAGUGUAUCAGGAGAGCUGUAGGGUUCUGGUGCUCUCCCAACGUAAUGGCCCCACCUCUUCUAACUGCCUCUCGUUGGACAAGACAGUCUGUCAGUCAGACUGUAAAGCUCCACCAAUGGGCUGGGAGCAGGAGAAAAGGUUGCUACAGGGAACUGUCAUCUCUUUGAGAGAACUGCUCUGUAGGAUGGCACAGAGACCGGAAAGCUUAGUGGAUGCCGGUUGGAGCCGAUCGCUGCAGGCUGCAGUAACAGGUGUGUUUGACUGUGAGAGGGCAGGGCUUUGCUCUGAGCUGCAGGCCUUCCUCUCCGCCCAUCCAGAGAUGGACUCCACCCACCUACUCAGCCAGCUAGACACUCUGCUGCAGAGACAGGGGGAGCAGCAGCGUGUUGUGUUGGAGAAUCUGGCGUCUGCAGACAGACACGACCUGCAGCCCCAGCAAACCCAGGACGAGUCUUCUAAUGAGGUGUUAUUCAGGCUGAGGGCGGAGCUAGAAGAGAGCCGAGAACGACUAAACUCCUCCCACAGCACCCAGCAAGAACUACACACUGUGAUUAGCAAACUCAGACUGUGUGUAGAGGAGUGUGAAGAGGCUGUAAGGAGGGAGCAGACCAGAGCCCAGCAGCUAGUGCAGGAGGUGGAGCAGGAGAGAACUCAGCGACACCUCUGGGAGGAGCAGCAGAGGACAGAGCUUGUUAUUCUAAGGGGUCAGCUAGACCAGGAGAGGACCACCUCCAGUAACCUCCGACAGGAAAUCCAAAUAGAACUUUCCCGUGGCCGACUCCUCCAAUCACAGCUCGACACACGGCUUACCGAAGCCCAGAAAGACCUUGAGGAGGAGCGAAACCGAUCUGCCCGGGAACUUGAGGUCCUCCAGUCACAGGAGAAGAGUCGGCUAGAGCAACACCUGAAAGAGGCAGAGUCCCGCUUGUCCGAAGCCCACAGGAAGGAACUGGAGGCGGAGCGAGAGUGCUCUGCCCGGCAUCUCGAUGACAUCACACGCAGACAGGAAGCAGACGUGUCCAGAGACAGGGAGUUCAUCUCUGAACUCCGCUCUCAGCUGCAGCAAGAGAGGAAGCAGGGGGAGGAGCUAGCCAUUGUGAAUGACAGGCUGAGGGCAGAACUUCUGCAAAUCCAAAGGAGAGGAGAGGAGGAAGAAAAAAAGAGGAGACAGGAGGCACAAACACAGCAUGAGGCUACAUCGCGCCUCCGAGUUACCUUGGAGACACUCCAGGAGCAGAAGCAAGAGGCUAGCCGUGUUUUAGAGAAAGAAAGGGAGCGCUCUGGACGCCUAAGAUCUGAGCUUAACCAGCUGAAGGAGACACUCCGAGUGGUCAAGGAGAAGGAGAGGGUGAGGGAAGAGCAGAGGGAGAGAGAGCGGAGGAAGGAUAGUCAAGAGCUGACGGAGCGAGAGAGGAGACACGAGAGGGUCAGCAACCAGCUGUGUGAGUUGGAGUUACUGAGGCAGCAGGACCAGCAGCGAUUGAGAGACCUCCAACACACUCUGGCUGAGUUGGAGAGAGAGGAGAGAGAGAUGGCCAAACAGAGAUUGUCCAACCAUCUCCAGCCCCGGAACAGCACCUCCACUGGGCUGGAACAGACCAGCACAGCCUCAUACAACCGCCAGACGACCUCUUCCUCAGCGCUGGUGGAGAGAUUGUUGAGGGAGAACUCGGACCUGGCGAACCGCGUGACCGAGCUGAGUCAGGAGAGAGUUAACCUGAAACACAACCUGUCCAGUCUGGAGCGACAGCUACGACACAUGGAGACUGAGAACAGGCCCAGUGCAGACCUCCACAACAGCAAGUUCCAGCGGCUUUAUGAGCGCUACCUGCGGGCUGAGAGCUUCAGGAAGUCUCUGGUCUACCAGAAGCGUUACCUCCUGCUGCUGCUGGGGGGCUUCCAGGACUGUGAACAGGCAACCCUCUGUCUCAUCGCCCGGAUGGGGGCGCAGCCCUCGCCCCCGCAUGCCCACACGCGCACCCCCCUCGCGCGCUUCAGAGCUGCCGUGCGAGCCAUCGUCGCCAUCUCUCGACUGAAGUUCCUGACCAGGAAGUGGCAGAGGGUCGUCAGGAGAGGAGUGACCACAACUGUCACCGUCAAUGGACAUGGCACAGGCCCUUCUUCCAGGACUGAGGUUUUGAGGCAGCAGCCACUGGCCAAUCACAACUCCUCUCCGCCCACCAGAGACAGCAGCCCCUCACUCAAGGGCGUGGUCUCACCCCAAGUUCAACGAAUAAAAUCUCCCUUCAGGCUACACAACAGCGUGUAUUCCAACACAGUCCUGUCGUCUGAGCGUGCUCCGUCCAGUGUGCCAUCCCAGGAUGCCGAGCGGUCUCUGACAGACUACAUCCAUCACCUGGAGAACGUGCAGCAACGGCUAGGAGCUGCACAGACAGGUUCUUCAUCUCUGCUUUCCUACCCCAAGGAGUCUGACCGCUGAAAGGAAUGAAGAAAUCAAUGAAGGUCUACUUUCAAGCCAACAUAUGUCAUUUUAACCCAGCCUCGUAUAAAUAUACAAGUUAACUUGUAUAAUCUGAUUGAGACUUAUUUUUUAAGACAUAAAUUAUUUUUUUACAACAGUUUUUUUACUCAGAUUUUUGUACUGUCAGCCUCAGAGUUGAUCUUUUCACCCAAAUGUGUUUUGUUUUUUUUUUUUUUUUAAUUAGUAGCUCGCUAUUUUUCUACAGGGGUUUUAUACAAAUUUCCUUUCUCUGAUUAUGUAUAUAUGUUUGCAGUUGUCAAUAUUUGUUAGUUUCACGUGUAUAAAUGUUGAUAUUUUGCACUGGAAUCCGGAGCUAUAGAUACAAUUGUCACUGUGUUACACGCACAAUGUUUACCAUGUGUUGUCAGUUUUUUUUUUUAAUACUGUAUCAAAAUUUCUACAAAAUAAAUAUUAUAAUUGUGUGAU
Messenger RNA from Esox lucius (northern pike), 13201 nucleotides. It is a transcript of the gene pcnt, whose product is annotated as pericentrin. Bases 143 to 12733 code for a protein of 4196 amino acids. Lineage: Eukaryota; Metazoa; Chordata; Actinopteri; Esociformes; Esocidae. The record is from RefSeq and is a predicted model, not a curated record. The transcript has 58 exons. Gene Ontology annotation, molecular function: DNA binding; molecular adaptor activity. Gene Ontology annotation, biological process: signal transduction.